This is a messenger RNA of Mesoplodon densirostris (Blainville's beaked whale), 11324 nucleotides long. RefSeq names its product autophagy related 2B (gene ATG2B). Gene Ontology annotation, cellular component: extrinsic component of membrane; phagophore assembly site. The transcript is spliced from 42 exons. Bases 454 to 6723 code for a protein of 2089 amino acids. The record is from RefSeq and is a predicted model, not a curated record. NCBI's taxonomy places the organism in Eukaryota, Metazoa, Chordata, Mammalia, Artiodactyla, Ziphiidae. Gene Ontology annotation, molecular function: phosphatidylinositol-3-phosphate binding. Gene Ontology annotation, biological process: reticulophagy; autophagy of mitochondrion; autophagosome assembly.
CCGUGUCUCGCUGACGCGCCGGUAGCGUCCCGCAGUCGGGAGCGCGCCCCGUGGAUGACAACAAAUUCGUCGCGCAGCGGCGGUGGAGGUGUCCGCCUCAGCCCCGGCCUCAGGCCCUGCCGUCUCCCCGCGUGAUCUCUUGCAUCCUCUCUCUGGGCCGACUAGGACCCCCUCGGAAGCCCCCGGGCUUGGGGUGACGGGGACUCCUCCGCGCCUUGUCCCCGCCAGGCCUAGCGCGAGCGGCGCGGCACAGGUGAUGGGGUCUCCCUGAGGGAUUCCCGGCCCCGAGCGGGCAUGGAGGGGCCUCCCCGGGCUUAGGCUUCGCCGCGGCCUGGGCUCGCCGGCCGGGACCUGAGACGCCGCCUCAGCCACAGCAUCGGCCUGGAGCCGGAGCCUGGACCCCCAGGCCAGAGCCGUCCGCAGCCCCCGCCGGCCCAGCUGCCAGCCCUCGUCAUGCCUUGGCCGUUUUCGGAGUCCAUCAAGAAGAGGGCCUGUCGGUACCUCCUGCAGAGGUACCUGGGCCACUUUCUGCAGGAGAAGCUGAGCCUGGAGCAGCUCAGUCUGGACCUGUACCAGGGCACCGGGUCCCUCGCCCAAGUUCCCUUGGACAAAUGGUGUCUCAAUGAGAUCCUGGAGUCAGCAGAUGCGCCUUUAGAAGUCACUGAAGGAUUCAUACAGUCAAUUUCUCUGUCCGUUCCAUGGGGCUCCUUGCUGCAGGAUAACUGUGCACUGGAAGUGAAAGGGUUAGAACUGGUCUUCCGACCGAGACCUCGCCUAGCAACUGGUUCUGAGCCUAUGUAUUGGUCAAGUUUCAUGACCAGCAGUAUGCAAUUGGCAAAAGAAUGUCUUAGCCAGAAACUAACAGAUGAACAAGGAGAAGGAUCCCAGCCUUUUGAAGGACUUGAAAAGUUUGCUGAAACCAUUGAAACAGUACUAAGAAGAGUAAAAGUCACUUUUAUAGACACUGUCUUGAGAAUUGAACAUGUGCCAGAAAAUUCCAAAACUGGAACUGCAGUUGAAAUUCGAAUAGAAAGAACCAUGUACUGUGAUGAAACUGCUGACGAGUCCUCAGGAAUUAAUGUACAUCAACCCACAGCUUUUGCCCACAAGUUACUUCAGCUCUCUGGAGUGUCUCUCUUCUGGGAUGAGUUUUCUGCAUCAGCAAAAUCUUCCCCAGUUUGUUCAACUGCACCAGUGGAAGCUGAGCCAAAGCUGUCCCCUAGCUGGAGUCCCAGAAUUGUGUAUGAGCCACACCCACAACUAACUAGGAGUUUGCCAGAAGCAGCACCCUCUGACCCGGUGCAGAUUGGAGGGCUAGUCGGUAGUUUGGGGUUGAGUCUCACAUUGAAACAGAAUGAGGUACUUCCUGGAGCUAAGUUGGAUAUUGAUGGACAGAUAGACUCUAUACAUCUAUUCCUGUCGCCAAGGCAGGUGCACUUGCUUUUGGAUAUGUUAGCAGCUAUUGCUGGACCAGAAAAUUCAAGCAAAAUCGGGUUAGCUAAUAAAGACAGAAAAAAUCGACCCAUGCAGCAAGAAGAUGAAUAUCGAAUUCAAAUGGAAUUAAACCGGUAUUAUUUGAGGAAAGAUUCCCUCUCUGCGGGUGUAUCCUCAGAGCAAAGCUUUUAUGAGACAGAAACAGCUCGUACACCUUCUAGCCGGGAAGAAGAAGUUUUCUUCUCCAUGGCUGAUAUGGACAUGUCCCAUAGUCUCUCUUCUCUUCCACCCCUUGGGGAACCCCCAAAUAUGGACCUUGAGUUAUCAUUAACUAGUACAUAUACAAACACCCCAGCAGGAUCUCCAUUAAGUACUACUGUGCUUCAGCCAACUUGGGGAGAUUUCCUGGAUCAUCAUAAAGAACAGCCAGUAAGAGGGUCAGCAUUACCAUCCAACCUAGUUCACCCAGCAUCUUUACAGAAGACUGCUCUCCCCUCUAGAUCUGUUUCAGUGGAUGAAUCCAGGCCUGAAUUUAUUUUUAGACUAGCUGUGGGAACUUUUUCAAUCUCUGUGCUUCACAUCGAUCCUUUAUCUCCACCUGAAACAUCAUUGAACCUUAAUCCAUUGACACCUAUGGCGAUAGCUUUCUUUACUUGUAUAGAAAAGAUUGAUCCAGCAAGAUUUUCAACAGAAGAUUUUAAGUCUUUCCGAGCAGUAUUUGCAGAAGCUUGCUCACAUGAUCACCUUAGAUUUAUAGGUACUGGCAUCAAAGUAUCCUAUGAACAAAGACAAAGAUCAGCUUCUAGAUAUUUCAGUACUGAUAUGUCCAUAGGGCAAAUGGAACUUUUGGAAUGCCUGUUUCCGACUGAUUUUCAUUCUGUUCCUCCUCACUAUACAGAGCUUUUAAUGUUCCAUUCCAAAGAACAAACUGAUUCUCACCCCACUGUGUGUCUUCAGCUUCAUUAUAAGCAUUCUGAGAAUAAAGGACCCCAGGGUAGUCAGGCAAGACUUAGUUCUGUUCCUCAGAAGGCAGAAUUACAGGUUAAGUUAAAUCCAGUGUUUUGUGAGCUGGAUAUCAGUAUUGUGGACAGGUUAAAUUCUUUGCUUCAACCACAGAAGCUCACUACAGUAGAGAUGAUGGCAUCACACAUGUAUACUUCAUAUAAUAAGCAUAUUAGUCUGCACAAAGCUUUCACUGAAGUAUUUCUAGAUGAUUCACAUAAUCCUGCAAAUUGUCGGACAUCAGUACAAGUUGCCACGCCAGUAUUAAACCUUUCUGUUCGCUUCCCAAUACCUGAUCUUCGAUCAGAUCAAGAGAGGGGACCAUGGUUUAAGAAGUCACUUCAGAAGGAGAUUCUUCAUUUAGCAUUCACAGAUCUAGAAUUUAAGACUGAAUUCCUAGGAGGAUCAACCCCUGAACAAGUUAAAUUGGAACUUACCUUUAGAGAACUAGUUGGGUCAUUCCAGGAGGAUAAAGGAGAGCCAUCCAUUAAUUUUUUCCACGUGACUAGUGGAGGAGAUGGAGAUACAGCGUCGUCAGAUGACUUUGACUGGCCGCGAAUUGUGCUGAAAGUAAACCCACCAGCCAUGCAUUCCAUUUUGGAGAGAAUAGCAGCUGAGGAAGCAGAAGAGAGUGAUGGCCACUACCAGGAAGAAGAGGAAGGAGGCGCUCAUUCCCUGAAAGACGUUUGUGAUCUGAGAAGACCAGCCCCGUCUCCCUUCUCUUCUCGUAGAGUGAUGUUUGAAAAUGAACAGAUGGUGAUGCCAGGAGACCCUGUAGAAAUGACAGAGUUUCAAGAUAAAGCAAUCAGCAGUUCUCACUAUGUGCUGGAACUUACAUUACCCAAUAUUCAUAUAACACUACCUAAUAAAAGCUUUUAUGAGAAGCUUUAUAAUAGGAUCUUUAAUGAUUUGCUGCUCUGGGAACCAACAGCUCCUUCACCAGUAGAGACAUUUGAAAAUAUUUCAUAUGGUAUUGGGCUUUCAGUAGCCAGUCAACUGAUUAAUACCUUCAACAAAGAUAGUUUCAGUCCAUUUAAAUCUACAGUUCACUAUGAUGAGGAAAGUGGAUCUGAGGAGGAGACUUUGCAGUAUUUUUCCACUGUUGAUCCCAGUUAUCGUUCUCGUAGGAAGAAAAAACUAGACUCUCAGAACAAGAACUCGCAGAGUUUUCUCUCAGUUCUUCUGAGCAUUAAUCAUGGAUUAAUUGCAGUGUUUACAGAUGUAAAGCAAGAUAAUGGAGAUCUGUUGGAAAACAAGCAUGGUGAAUUCUGGUUAGAAUUCAACAGUGGUUCAUUAUUUUGUGUGACAAAAUAUGAAGGUUUUGAUGACAAGCACUAUAUCUGCCUUCACUGUAGCAGUUUCAGUCUCUAUCACAAAGGCAUAGUGGAUGGAGCAAUUCCUUCUACAGAAACACGACUGCCCAGUUCAACCCGACCACAUUGGUUAGAACCUACUAUUUAUUCCUCUGAAGAAGAUGGCCUCAGUCGAGCUUCUUCAGAUGGUGUUGGAGGAGACACUUUGAAUAUGCUCUCUGUUGCAGUUAAAAUAUUGUCUGAUAAAUCAGAGUCCAAUACAAAGGAAUUUCUCAUUGCUGUGGGACUGAAAGGAGCCACUCUCCAGCACAGAAUGCUUCCUUCUGGGCUUAGCUGGCAUGAGCAGAUUUUAUACUUCUUGAAUAUUGCUGAUGAACCUGUUCUGGGAUACAAUCCUCCAACUUCAUUUACAACCUUUCAUGUUCAUCUCUGGAGCUGUGCACUUGAUUAUAGGCCUCUUUAUUUGCCAAUCCGAUCUCUUCUUACUGUUGAAACAUUCAGCAUUUCAAGUAGUGUUGCCUUGGAUAAAUCAUCUUCUACUCUCAGAAUAAUCUUGGAUGAAGCUGCUUUACAUCUGUCUGACAAGUGUAAUACUGUCACUGUAAAUCUGAAUAGAGAUUAUGUUCGUGUGAUGGAUAUGGGGCUUUUGGAAUUAACCAUAACUGCAGUGAAGUCUGAUUCUGAUGGAGAGCAAACAUUUUUAUCCUUUUUUCCGUGUCCUGUCCAGACCGAGCCGCACUUUGAAUUACACUGUUCGAGUGACGUUGUCCAUAUUAGAACGUGCUCGGACUCUUGUGCUGCAUUAAUGAAUCUCAUUCAGUACGUUGCAAGCUACGGGGACUUACAUGCGGCUAACAAGGCGGACGUGAAGUCCGGAGCCCCGCAAAGAAAGAUGAAGGUAGAUUCCGCUGGUCGGUCAUCCUCACGUGGUCCAGUACUUCCUGAAGCAGAUCAACAAAUAUUACGAGAUUUGAUGAGUGACGCUAUGGAGGAAAUUGACACGCAAGAGGCUGCUGUGUCUGUAAAACCACAGUCUAAUGGUGUUUUGGAUGAAAAAUCGCAAAUUCAGGAGCCAUGUUGUUCAGACCUCUUCCUGUUUCCUGAUGAGAGUGGAAACGUGUCCCAGGAGCCUGGGCCCACUUACGCCUCAUUCACACACCACUUGAUGAGUGAUGCGGUGACAGGCGUGCCCACAGAAAACGACGACUUUUGCAUUCUUUUUGCACCAAGAGCAACCAUUCAGGAGAAGGAAGAAGAACCAGUUGUAAAAAUAAUGGUUGAUGAUGCGAUUGUGAUAAGAGAUAACUAUUUUAGUCUGCCUGUUAAGAAGACGGAUACGAGCAAAGCCCCGUUACACUUUCCUAUUCCUGUAAUUCGGUACCUGGUUAAAGAAGUCUCUCUCGUUUGGCAUCUUUUUGGAGGAAAAGAUUUUGGAACAGCCCCUCCUGCUUCUCCAGCUAAAAGUUAUAUUAGUCCCCACAGCUCACCUUCUCACACACCUGCAAGACAUGGACGUAAUGUGGUAUGUGGGGGAAAAGGAAGAAACCAUGACUUUUUAAUGGAAAUACAGUUAAGCAAGGUGAAGUUUCAGCACGAGGUCUACCCCCCAUGCAAACCAGAGUGCGAUUCUAGCCUCUUGGAGCACCCGGUCUCGCGGCAGGUGUUCAUUGUGCAGGACCUUGAAAUUCGAGAUCGUCUGGCAACAUCACAAAUGAAUAAGUUUUUGUACCUGUAUUGUAGUAAAGAAAUGCCUCGAAAAGCUCAUUCCAACAUGCUGACAGUGAAAGCAUUCCAUGUGCGCCCGGAGUCUGGCAGGUCACCACAGGAGUGCUGCCUCAGAGUGUCACUCAUGCCACUUCGCCUGAAUAUUGACCAGGAUGCCUUGUUCUUCCUGAAGGAUUUCUUCACAAGUGUUUCCACAGAAGUAGAGCUUCUCAUGGCUCCAGAUCCAGAAGUUAAAAAGUCUCCUGGAGCUGAUGUCACCUGCAGUUUGCCAAGGCAUUUAAGCACCUCAAAGGAGCCAAAUCUAGUUAUUUCUUUCCCUGGGCCAAAGCAGCCUUCCCCGAAUGGCAGUGCCAAUUCAGUGCAAGUGGUCAAUGGGGAAGAAGAGAAGGACUUCUCUGCUGAAGAAGCGUCGUUUAGUGAUCAGCCUGUGUUUUUUAGAGAAUUUAGAUUCACAUCAGAAGUUCCUAUUCGACUUGAUUAUCAUGGCAAACACGUAUCAAUGGAUCAGGGUACAUUAGCUGGGAUUUUGAUUGGUCUGGCCCAGCUAAACUGCUCUGAACUAAAGCUGAAGAGGCUUUUCUAUCGGCAUGGUUUGCUAGGUGUUGACAAAUUAUUCUCGUAUGCAAUCACUGAAUGGCUUACUGACAUUAAGAAGAACCAGCUGCCAGGAAUUCUGGGAGGCGUUGGGCCUAUGCAUUCACUAGUGCAAUUAGCGCAAGGCCUGAAGGACUUGGUCUGGUUGCCAGUUGAGCAGUACCGGAAGGGCGGCCGCAUCGUCAGAGGGUUUCAGAGAGGCGCUGCCUCCUUUGGCACCUCAACAGCGAUGGCUGCUCUAGAACUCACGAACAGAAUGGUUCAAACCAUACAGGCGGCGGCGGAGACUGCUUAUGACAUGGUGUCUCCUGGUACGCUUUCUAUCGAGCCCAAGAAGGUCAAAAGGUUCCCUCAUCACCGCUUAGCCCACCAGCCAGUGGACCUGAGGGAAGGCGUGGCCAAGGCCUACAGUGUCGUGAAGGAGGGACUUGCCGACACGGCUCAGACCAUUUACGAAACCGCAGCCCGGGAACACGAGAGCAGAGGGGUGACUGGCGCCGUGGGCGAAGUCCUGCGCCAGAUCCCCCCAGCCGUGGUGAAACCUCUGAUCGUUGCCACAGAAGCAACAUCCAACGUCUUAGGUGGCAUGAGAAACCAAAUUAGACCGGACGUUCGGCAAGACGAGUCACAGAAAUGGCGCCACGGAGAAGACUGACAUUUCAGAUGUGAUUCUUUACGAAGAUCAUGAGGGUGGAAACAAGAAGCGGAGUAUCCCACUGGCAGCUUUAGAGGGAACUCGUUUCAUUUGAUUGUGCUCAUCUCAGGAACCAAACCAUUUCUUAGUGAAAUAAUUUAGUAUCGAAACAACAUGCACCCAAAACCUUUUGACAUUUUAGGGCUACUUUGGUACUUGCCUGUAGAAUAGAAAUGUUUGGUGGCUGGUGUCAAAAGUCCAUAAAGCAUUUGCUGCCCAGUGAGUGGAAUGUUUGCUUUUAUUCAAAUGACUGUACUUUUCCUUGUUACAGACAGCUGUCGCUGGAAACCUCCUUUUACAGGACAGAGUGCUCAGAAACAUUUGAGCACUUUGAAAGCACUAUUUAUGUUGCUCUAAGGAGUUGAUUUUUCUCCAGGUUUGAAGAGAAUCACAGCUUUGAAACUUUCAUUGAAAAUGAGAGACAGAAGCCACAGGGAAAGUAAAACAAAUAGGAUGUUCAAUAUAAAUACCCGUGAGGAAAAAAUAACCUAGUCUGUUGGAUUUAGUGUUCCUGCACUCGAGAACAACGUCGUUUCCAUUUGCUCAGAAGAGCCUUCUGUGGGAGUUUGAGGACGUGAAUGUCGCAGACUUGUUCUGUUGUGUUGCACUUUAUUGUGUGUGUGUGUCUCUGUGUGUGUGUGUUUAGAUUAAUACAAGUCAUGUGCUAUAUUCUACGUGUAAUUUAUAGAGUUACACAAAAUAUAAAGAGGGGUAAGUCUGAAGGUUUUUGGCAAAGGAAGGUAACUCAAAUGUAAGAGCUUUCAUUCAUUCUAAGUGUAAAUGAAAAUGUGCAUUCUAUAAUGAACUGGGGCCCAUCUAAUUGUUUAUAUAUUCAGUUUUAAGCAGGUAUAGUGCAAGGUUAUUAGGAAUGUGUGGAAAGGGAGAUUGAAAGUGGUUUUUACUCUUUUGAAAUUAACCAAAAAUCCUCCAAAUAUGCCCUAGUCAGCUAUUUCGAAGUACCAUUUUUACUUGGUUAACAAUGUACAUUUUGAUAAUCUGUCAGGAAUGAAUAAAGUAUUUUUAUUUAAAGGUAAAAUUGUUCUAUGCUUCCAUGAAUAUUUUGCUUCUCUUAGAGCAUAUUCAUAGAUGCAAGACUAGAAUUUAUUCCAAGAUCCUUGGGAACACUUUCUCAAAAUUGAUUUUGGUUAGUAUCAAGUAAAUCAUUACCUAGGAGUGAGAGGGAAAUUGUUCUCAAGAACUCAGCCUCUAACUUUAGAUUAAUCUAGCAGAAAGAAAAUAUAGGACUUUGUAUUCAUCCACUGUUUAAAGUUGCAUGAUGUACAUUCUCAUUUUCUAGAGUGGGGGGAUGUCAUCGAGGUGAAUUUGGAUUUCAGAACUGCUUUCACUUUGGGGUUUGGAAAAUGACGUUGAAUCAAUUUCAUUCUCUAAACUUUCUAAACAAGAAAGCAAAUGUAAACCAAAAAUCUGAACAUUUAAAAUUUAUAAAAUUAUGUUAAAUAGCAUUUAAUUUUGUUUUCUGUUUACUGCUGAAAAACUUUAAAGGAUAGUGCUCAGAAAACCACCUGUUUAAGCAUCACAGGACCGUUUAUUACACGGCCCCAAUUAGUUGGAGUCCACCUAGAACGUGGUCCUGAGUAAACGCUAGCCAUGGCUAUUUAUUAUAUGAAGCUUCAGCCUGCUUCCGGGGUGCUUUCCAGGCACCCUCACAUUGACACCAGUAUUUUCCCUUAUAAGGGAACAUGCUGUGUGUGAUAUCUGUGACGAUUAAUCAAACUGGAAAACACUUGCUCAAAUUUAAAAAUAUAAAAUCUCUUUAUUAAAUAUAUUUUCCAUACUAUAUCUAAUUGAACUUAAAUAAUUAGUAUAGGGAGAAAUAAUCAUCCUCUUCUUUGUACUCUGAGUUGCAAAUGGACCUAGUUUUUUUUGACAAAUUGGGUUUAUAAGUCCCAUUUAAACAUAUGUCUUUAUAGUGUAAUUUCCAUGGCUCUCUGUUCUGCCCUCCUGCACCUGCUUUUAAUAGAAUUCAUGUUUGGGAACAGAAACCUUGUGUUUCAGAAAGAUUGAGUGUCAAGGGUCUAGUCAUUGUCAGUUUAACCAAGAUGCUCUUUACUUGAGAUGUUUACAUAGAGGUCCUUUCUAUAUUUGAAUACUUAGGCAUUGUUAAAUAUCCUUAAUUUUUUCAAGAGUGUCUUUCCGAACUUUGAUGUCACCACGACACAGUAAAGAGCAUCGGCAGGGUCCUCGUGUUUCCAGAUCUGUGACUUACCAAGUGGAUGCCUUUGCCGAGACAUUGAGUUUCUUUGUGCCUCUGUGUCCCUCUCUGUAAACGAAGGGGUUUCUUACGACAAAGCCCAGCAGAGAUUUUCGGAUGAGUAGAGCGUGCGUGUGUAUGCAUGUGAAUGAUGGCUUGGGAUGUGGCACUCUGUCGAGGGCCCCGGGCCUCUGGCACCUGGGACGGGUGGUGACGUCGAACGAGAGCACUGGCCACAUCACACCCACAGUAGCCGCGGCUCCUUCAGAUCUCUGACCUCUUAGAGUAACGUGUCUCUGAACGGCCAUGGUGCCUUCAAGGCUGACUUCUGAAUGGAGCAAACGGAGCAUGUGCACAUAUUGCUGCAUUGAGUCCACGUAUGUUUCUCCCCGAGGGGUCCAGGUCAGCGAGCUUGAUCGGGAUGCGUUUGUGAGUUUCAGAACCUCACAGUGUUGCAGGAACAGGUUAAGACCACUUUAUGUUACAAAGGCAGCAGAGGCCAUGGUGACAUCUUCUCUUGAUUAGGAUCCCCCAGUUUCCCUUCCUGUCUGUCCACAGAUUGCUAUUAUUUACAAAUAGAAUGUCCGCUCAGCAUUUGCCUUUUAGGACAGAUAGGAUGCAAUGUUUUCUUCUAGACAUCAUAGCGAAGACUUUCAUUUUGGUAAAGCUUGGGUCCAAUUUGGAUUCCCACUUAAGCACGUAUAUUUAACAUCAAUAUUUUUAUAAUGCAGAACUCACUUUAAGAAAAAAAAAAAACAUCUUCCCAAAUAGCAAUGUGCCUAAAAUGGGAAAAAGACUAAAAACCAGUAUUUCCUGCGUCCUGCUAUGCGUCACUUCCAUCUCCUUUAAAAACUGUGUUUUGUAGGUUUGGUGCCUUUGUUCAGUUCCCAAACAGCCCGAACAACUACGUCUGCUCCUCGGGGCCGCUCGGCACCCUCGGGUACUGUUGGUUCAGGUUCUGUGCACCGUGUGUGCUCUCAGCAGAGACGAGAGACGAGAGAUAGAGGGCAGAGGCAAGUUAAGCCGUUUUAAACGAGGAAUCCACACUUUCACUAAGUAGUUAUAGGAUUAACAAUUAAUUAUCUUACCAUGAAUUUAGAUCUUGUAUAUGUAAAAAGCUGCAUGACUCAGCUUAAGAGAAAUCAUUUACCUUUGCCCCGCCUCAGUUUUCUCACACCUGAGUGGGGUGUAAAUGAACCCUCAGCCUUGUGGCAGUGUGGCAGGACUCGUGGCCCGUGGUGAGCAGUCUGUUCCCUGUUUUCCUUUAUAUCCUCUUGACCUACUUAAGACAUGAGAGAAAAUGUCUAUAAAGUUCUUUAAGCAUCGUAAAAGUAAGGGCCUGUGCAUAUGCAAAGCGAUACUUUGCAUCUGCAAAUGCAUCAACUGGACAUACCCAUUGGUACUAAAUUGAAUAACUCAAGUAUCAAUAUAAAUUUGUGAGUCUUAGGUUAAAAAGGAAGGUUAUUUGGGUAGUAUACAGAUAAUGAAGGAAAGAACAAUUUUUAUCUAUUACCAAGAAAUCUUAUUUCUGUGUCCUGGAAGGUAUAGUCAGUCUUUUCACUGAGAAUAACUGAGUGCUUUAAUGCCAAUUUAUUUUUAUCUCAGAAGUUUCAGGAUCAUGCUAGGCACUGCUCCCUGUAGUAGAGUUUACAUGCACAGUUGCAAGUCAGCUAGUUUUAAUCAGAAGUAUUUUCCUUUCAUUGUAGUGUCUGCAAAUCAGAGAGAGAGAAGGCAUUCUAACACACCAUGAUCGGCUUCUUUGGGGAUGAGAAACUUGAGUUUCAACAAUUCAUAUUUUGAAAUGUCAGCAAUUUUUAAAAACAGAGGUGUUAGACAUUUUUGCUUCCUGUAACCAGUGUUGGCCCCUUGGUUUCAAGCAUGUUGCUUCAUAAAAAGCACCAGAUGGCUAUCUGAUGUAUUUCAAGAGAUUGUAGAUGUGAUGUUGGCUGACUCAGUGACAUCUCUAAUGCUCUGGGGGUGUUGAAAUAGCAGCCCCUCCUUUAAGAAACAUGUUUACUUUGCUGUUUCACAUGUACUUUGUGUAUAUGAAAUGGCAGCUUCCAGUUUCUAGUCGGAUUUGUCUUACAUUGUUUGUGUAACUUGCCAGUCACACAGGACUGUUUGCUUUUUCAUUGCAAAAUUUGGUAGGGACGCCAAUUCAGCUCUUAUGUUAAUCCAUCCUGAUUUAUUUUAGACAUUGAAUUGAUCUCACCAGAAGUAAAAAACGUAUGUUGUAUAUGUUGACUGUCAUUGCUAAGUUUCCUAAUUGAGGUAAUUAUGGAUAUGAAUACUUUAAGAAUACUGAUGCUAUAUGAGUAUUUUUGUGGAAAUGUUAACUUGUUAGUGUGAC